AUGAAAAAAUAUUUAUCAGAAGAAAAUAAGUUAAAAAUAACAAUAAGGAAAGAUUAUUUUGAAAGAGAAAAUAUUAAAACGAAGAUAUUAAAUAACAUAAAUAGAUUAACCCAUUUAUGCUUAGACGAAAAAAAGGAUCUACCAAAAAAUGAGUCCAAAAAAAGAGGGUCCAGAAAUGAAAACUUGGAAAAUUGUCCAAACUUUGAAAUAGAAAAGCGACCUAAGCUAAAUGAAGAUGAAACAACUGUAACUCGAAAUAAAAGAUUGUUACAAAAUUUUUUAUUUGAUCAUCUAAAAAAAGCAAAGGAUGCUUUAGAAGAUGAAAAAACUAAUAAAACGAUUAUAAUGCAACAGACUCAAAAUAAAAGAGUAGAAGCAAAAUUAUUAGAAGAAAAAAAAAAAAUCGAAAAAAAUGAAAUAUUUGAUAUAGAAAAAAAAACAAAUGUACUUAUUAAUGAUAUUAAAAUGAUAGAAAAAAAUAUAAAAAAAAAUGAAGGGAAAUUUAUGAAAAUGUCAUUAAUUAAUCAUUAUGAUAAAAUGAAAAAUUUUAUUAGUACUAAUACAUCUCCAACUAUUUUUUGGUCCCCAUUAAAAUUCAAUGAAAAAAUGAAGACAUUACAAAAAGCUACACAUGAAUUUAUAAAUAAAAAAAUUGAGGAAAUAGAAUUGGCCAAUUAUGAGGUGGAAUUUGAGGAAGAACACUGGGUCAAGGAAUUUCAAAACUUGACGGAAAUUAUAAAAAGAAAAUCGCUCGAAAAUGGGGAGGGAAAAAAUGAGGAAAGUGAAAAAAAUGAUGAAAAAAGUGAGGAAAAAAGUGAGGGAAAAAAUGAGGAAAAAGAAGAUGAAGAAGAAGAUGAAAAAAGUGAGGGAAAAAAUGAUGAAGAAAAUGAUGAAAAAAAUGAUGAAAAAAAUGAUGAAGAAAAUGAUGAAGAAGAAGAUGAAAAAAAUGAUGAAGAAAAUGAUGAAGAAAAUGAUGAAGAAGAAGAUGAAAAAAAUGAUAAAAAAAAUGAUGAAGAAGAAGAUAAAAAAAAUGAUGAAGAAGAUGAAAAAAAUGAAGAAGUGAAUUAA
Messenger RNA from Plasmodium yoelii, 1068 nucleotides. RefSeq names its product pinin/SDK/MemA domain-containing protein, putative. Bases 1 to 1068 code for a protein of 355 amino acids. Lineage: Eukaryota; Apicomplexa; Aconoidasida; Haemosporida; Plasmodiidae. The record is from RefSeq and is a predicted model, not a curated record. The transcript has 4 exons.